Messenger RNA from Dentiscutata heterogama, 672 nucleotides. The record is from the annotation of a GenBank genome assembly. Lineage: Eukaryota; Fungi; Glomeromycota; Glomeromycetes; Diversisporales; Gigasporaceae.
AUGCCUACUACAAGUACUUUAACUCAUUUUCGUUGUACAAUUUGUAAUAGUAAGAGGACCUUUAAGUCAAAAGCUGGUUUGCAACGACAUGAAAGUUUGAAAUAUUAUAAUUAUAAGAAAAUUCCUGCACAUAUUUUGUUAGUUCCAGAACAUGAAUUUCACCAUAUCAAAAAUACUAUGGUAAAAGAGUUACAAAAACGGUUAAAAAAUCAUUACUCAAAGGUUGGAAAGCAGGUGUUUUCAAUUCAUUGUAGUGAAAAUAGUUUUGUUGACAUUUUUGGUCAAUAUUUAACCCGGUAUUCUGUUUGCGGGGGCUGGUAUCAAUGUUUUUUUGAUGGAGAAGAAGCAAUCGAUCAACUAACAGAAAUAUUUGGAGAUAAUCAAUGGGCAGAAAGAAAUUACGGAAAUGGACAAUUAUCGUGGAUUAAAUUAUAUGAAAAUGAGUUAAUCACAUGUCUUCCUAAGUUGGAACUUGUUUUAAUCGCAGCAAUAACCAGCAAUGAUGUACAAGAUAUCCUUGAACUUUACUCAAAACCUUCAAAUUCAACAGACAUACCUGUACCAAAUGGAAUAUCUCGAGAACUUUUUCAGUUAAUAGGUGGUCCACCUCCAAUAGCUUUUGUAAAGCCUCAAAACCGAAUUUGUAUUCAAAGGCCGUUCAUUGGUAAUUGA